Messenger RNA from Salpingoeca rosetta, 246 nucleotides. RefSeq lists its product as uncharacterized. Gene Ontology annotation, biological process: respiratory chain complex IV assembly. The transcript has 2 exons. Bases 1 to 246 code for a protein of 81 amino acids. Gene Ontology annotation, cellular component: respiratory chain complex IV; mitochondrion. The record is from RefSeq and is a predicted model, not a curated record. Lineage: Eukaryota; Choanoflagellata; Craspedida; Salpingoecidae.
AUGAGCGAAGGGGUUGUGAGCAAGGAGCAGCGCAAGGCGUGCUGGGCAGCACGCGAUGAGUACUAUCACUGCUGCGCAACAAAGGGCAAGGAAGCAUGCGAUGACUUGAAGAAGAAGUUCUAUGAACAGUGCCCCACGGCAUGGGUGCGCCACUUUGAGCGAAGACACAUGUACGACCAGUACAGACAAAAACUGUUGACACAAGGCUACAAGCUCAAGGAGAAAGAAGACAGCGAAUCACCAUGA